GCAAAGCUUUUUAGGAAGAAUCACAUGAGCUCAGUUCUGGCUGUCAGGCUGAACGGCUGGAUGGUUUUCUUCAUUGGAACGACAGACGGACAGCUCAUCAAGCUUGCAGUAGACAGGAACUAUCAGCCCGCCUGUCCAAAGAUCCUCUACAGAACCAAUGGAGACAACAGAGUGUUUCCUAAAAUCCAUCUGGAUCCCGUGGAUCAGAAACAUGUGUAUGUGGCGUUUAAAAACCAGGUGAAGCAUGUUUCGGUGUCAAACUGCGGCGCUCACCAAAAUGUAAAGGAUUGUCUUUCUGCACAGGAUCCAUUCUGUGUCUGGUGUUUGACUGAAGGAAGAUGUAAAUUUGAAGGAGACUGCAAAGAUGGAGAGUGGUUUUCCAUCCCUGAUGAAUCCAAGCAGAAGAUAGUUUCUCACAUAGUUAUGCAGGACUCCACAGGAGCGAUCAAACUAAUCAUUCAGACACAUCUGACCCUGAAGCAGACGGUUCAGUCUACAUUCGCCUGUCACUUCUCAUCCUCCAUCCAACUUUGUAAAGAAACUGGACCACCACCACAGUACCCACGAUGCACCUGCAUUCUAAAGGACUUUCUUCCAACCGAUGAACUUGAUGUCAAUCUAAAGAUCAGACUUGGAGGAACAAUCCUGGCAGACCAAAUAAAGAUAUCCAACUGCUUAAGUAUCACUGGGGAAGCAAGUUUUCACCUGUGUCAGCGAUGUAUCAGAGCCGGCUGUGGAUGGAGACAGAACCGCUGCUCCUGGGGCAGUGAUCCAAUCCAGAAGGAAAGCAUUUGUGAAAACAUGGAGUUUAGGAAAAACUUUUUUAAACCAGAGAUCUUCUCCAUUUCUCCCAGCUUUGUGUCUUUCUAUGGCAGAAAUCAUGUUGUGCUGUCAGGUCAUAACCUCAGAGAUGUGACCAGAGUCAGGAUUCAGGACAACAUGGGCUGUGAUACAAAGGAAUCUCCUGUGUUGAGCAACAAUGGAUCCAGUCUGACGUUCCACAUUCCCAGUACAGAAAAGAAAGGCAUGUUCAAAGUCUGUGUCCUACUACCGGAUGGAAGCUGUCACGGCCAUCUUACAAUUACGUAUCAGUCAUCACCAAUCUGCAGAGAUAUUGUACCACCAAGCACCUGGAGGAGUGGGAAGAGGAUGGUCACCCUUAUUGGGACGAACUUACACUUGGUGGAGGGGAUCACACACAAUUACACCCAGCAGAAAGUCAUACCUUUAAGGAGAAGCAACUUUCAGAGUCUCAUUUAUGAAACUCCUGCAGAAACAAAUGCUGGGAUGUUACGUAGCCCCGUGUUUCUGAAAGUAGCCAAUCAGUCAUUGAAAUGUAAAAAAGAAAUAAUUUACUAUCCUGACCCAAAGUUCACCAGCUACACAGCUGUGAGGGAAGGCAAGGAUAUCCGCAUCACUAUCCAAAAAGAGCCAGAUAAGCUGGAGAUGAAACCAGAAGAGUUGGAGGUUUGGGUGAUUCAAGGUGAAAAGCAACACCAGUGCAUCGAAAUAUCCAAAAAAAGCAGCAAUGAGACAGAAAGUUUCAUCUGUGAGAUGGAAGGACUGCAGAACUUUAACCAGAUAAAGAUCCGGUAUGGAGGCAAAACAAUAAACCUGUGGGAGUUGUCUUUUUUACAUCAAAUCCUUCUGAUCAUUCGGCUCUUGCUAAUACCCUGCAUUAUUGCUGUUCUGGUGAAAAUUUGCUGGUGGAAUAAGAGAUUCACUGCUGAAACAAACCAUCUCUGAUCACCUGACUUUUUCAGGAAGUAAAAUUUCAGUAAAGCGAGUAUUUUCUGUGUUUAUCC
Molecule: messenger RNA, 1805 nt
Organism: Cyprinodon variegatus (sheepshead minnow)
Lineage: Eukaryota; Metazoa; Chordata; Actinopteri; Cyprinodontiformes; Cyprinodontidae
Product: plexin-C1-like
Exons: 15
Coding region: 25-1746 (573 amino acids)
Biological process (GO): regulation of cell shape; negative regulation of cell adhesion; regulation of GTPase activity
Cellular component (GO): semaphorin receptor complex
Molecular function (GO): semaphorin receptor activity; protein binding
Source: RefSeq, a predicted model, not a curated record